Messenger RNA from Pezoporus flaviventris, 6073 nucleotides. RefSeq names its product PR/SET domain 10 (gene PRDM10). Gene Ontology annotation, molecular function: protein binding. The transcript is spliced from 23 exons. The coding region runs from base 782 to 4291 and encodes 1169 amino acids. NCBI's taxonomy places the organism in Eukaryota, Metazoa, Chordata, Aves, Psittaciformes, Psittacidae. Gene Ontology annotation, cellular component: nucleus. The record is from RefSeq and is a predicted model, not a curated record.
AGGACAGUGACACAUGUUGGACACUGUAGCAGAGGAGUGGCCUUGAAAGAUGGAAAAGAUCUCUUCCAGCUCACUGUUGCUUUGAGGCUGGAUGUGCCAUAAGGAUAUAUAUAUAAGGAUAUAUAUAUAGCUUUAUUAUGCACAAUUUGAGUAGAGAGUGAGUUUGUGUUUGGCUAUUUUUUAUACAACUAAAUAUAUUGAAGCCAUUUUGCCUCUUGUGGAAAUAAAUAAUCCUUGCUGGCUUAGUCCUAUGUAUGAUUUCCAUUUUGAAAAAGCCAUAAAUACUGUGGUUCUGUAUUACCUGAUUGUGAGCAUUGAGCCAAAAUGCACCAGAGCCCAGAGUUCCUUGAAACAAGAUGUGCUUUUGAUGGAUGGGAAUGCAGAGGAGGAGACGGUAGUCGUGACUCAGUCCUCAACGAGGUUAGAAACCUUCUUGCUGCAAUGGAAGCUGCUCCUGCCAACAGAUCUCAAGAAAGGACUCUGCCUUCUAGGCAAGCUGGCCAUGUUACUGAAGAUCACCUUGUCUUCUGGAAGCAGAAACACAGUGAACAGAUGAACCUCUUCAGCCAGACAUUCCUUCACUAGAGCUCUCCCCUCAUGGAGCACCACGGCAGGGAGGAGAUGAACUCGAAAGAGGAAGGUCCUCAGGUGUGGGCUGACUCUGCUGAGCAGGAACAGAAUAGUGCUCAGGUGCACUUUGUCCCUGAGGGGGGAACAGUGGCGCAGAUCGUGUACAGCGACGAGCAGGACCGUCCCUCGCAGCAGGUUGUCUACACGGCAGAUGGCACCUCCUACACCUCUGUGGACACCUCUGAGCACACCCUGGUUUACAUCCACCCCGUGGAAGCUACGCAGGCAUGUGUGGUUCUGUGCACACCCUGUUUUGGCACCUAGGAAACGAGCUGGUUUGAGAUGGAAGCUGGUUACCAGCCAAGUGACUCUGUUUACAGAUCCCUCCCAAGUGGCUUAUGUCCAACAGGAUGCCACCACCCAGCAGGUAACUGUGCUCUUGCCUGCUGCUGCUCAGAGCAUGAAUCCCACCAACCUGUCCGUGCUCGGCAGCGUUGCUGAACCCCCCCAGCAAAUGGCUCUGGAGCAGGGUCCUCAAGCAGAUAGAGCAUCGUUACCGGUGCAUAACCAGGUGUUACCUCCUAUGGAGGCAGUGGAUGGUUCUGACCCUUUAGCACCUCUGCAGAAUCAAAUGGGAAGGAUGGAAACAAAAGAGGAAGAUGAUGAGGAUGAAGAUGAGGAUGAAGAGGGGGAGGACACUGACAUGGAUGAAUGGGAUCCAGAUCCACCUCGACCCUUUGAUCCCAAUGAUUUGUGGUGUGAAGAGUGUAAUAACGCGCAUCCUUCUGUGUGUCCAAAACACGGACCAUUGCAUCCAAUCCCAAACAGGCCUGUGCUGACCAGGGCGAGAGCCAGCCUUCCCUUGGUGCUCUACAUAGACAGGUUUUUGGGAGGCGUGUUCUCCAAAAGGAGGAUCCCCAAACGCACACAGUUUGGACCUGUGGAAGGACCCCUGGUUAGACAAACAGAACUCAAAGACUGCUAUAUCCAUUUGAAGGUUUCUCUUGAGAAGGGGGACAGAAAAGACAGAGAUUUGCAAGAGGACCUGUGGUUUGAACUUUCUAGCGAGGCACUUUGUAACUGGAUGAUGUUUGUGCGUCCAGCUCAAAACCAUUUGGAGCAGAACCUGGUUGCGUAUCAGUAUGGCCACCACAUUUACUACACCACCAUUAAAAACGUGGAGCCCAAGCAGGAACUCAAGGUGUGGUAUGCUGCUUCUUAUGCAGAGUUUGUGAACCAGAAGAUCCAUGACAUAUCCGAGGAGGAAAGGAAGGUUCUCAGAGAGCAAGAGAAGAACUGGCCCUGUUACGAGUGCAAUCGGCGCUUCAUGAGCUCAGAGCAGCUCCAGCAGCACCUCAACUCCCACGAUGAGAAGCUGGACUUCUUCAGCAGAGCCAGAGGCCGAGGUCGUGGCCGAGGGAAGAGGAGGUUUGGACCAGGCAGGCGCCCCGGGCGCCCUCCCAAAUUCAUGCGUAUGGAAGCAACCAGUGAAAAUGGGGAAAAGUGUGAAGAAGGGACACAGGACUUGCUGCAUUUUUCCAGCAAGGGGCAGUUUGAUGAGGCCGGACAAGCCACACUGAACGGGUUGGAGCAGCAGGAGCAGACUCCAGUGCCACCAGAGCCACAGUCUGCGCUGGAGCAGCAGUCGGAAAACCACCCGCUACAAAUGCAGGCGCAGCACGAUGAGAGCCCGGUGCCCACGCAGAGCACCAUGACAGCAGAUGACAUGAGGCGAGCAAAGCGUAUCAGGAAUGCAGCUCUCCAGCACCUCUUCAUCCGGAAAUCCUUUCGCCCCUUCAAAUGCCUCCAGUGUGGGAAGGCCUUCAGGGAAAAGGACAAACUGGAUCAGCACCUCCGCUUCCACGGGCGGGAAGGGAACUGCCCUUUGACUUGUGACAUCUGCAACAAGGGUUUCAUCAACAGUGGGGCUCUCGAGAGCCACAUGAAGUUCCACAUGGACCAGAAAACAUACUCCUGCAUCUUCUGUCCCGAGUCCUUUGACCGCCUGGAUCUGCUCAAAGACCACGUGGCCAUCCAUGUCAACGAUGGCUAUUUCACCUGCCCUACCUGCAAGAAACGCUUUCCAGACUUUAUCCAGGUGAAGAAGCACGUCCGCAGCUUCCACUCGGAGAAGAUCUACCAGUGUACGGAGUGUGACAAAGCCUUCUGCCGCCCUGACAAGCUGCGCCUCCACAUGCUGCGCCACUCGGACCGCAAAGACUUCCUGUGCUCCACCUGUGGCAAGCAGUUCAAGAGGAAGGACAAACUGCGAGAGCACAUGCAGAGGAUGCACAACCCGGAGAGGGAGGCCAAGAAAGCGGAUCGGAUCAGCCGCUCCAAGACCUUCAAGCCUCGGAUCGCGUCCACUGACUACGAGAGCUUCAUGUUCAAGUGCAGGCUCUGCAUGAUGGGCUUCCGCCGCAGGGGCAUGUUGGUGAAUCAUUUAUCAAAGAGACAUCCAGACAUGAAAAUAGAAGAGGUGCCAGAGCUCACGUUGCCCAUUAUCAAACCCAACAGAGAUUACUUCUGUCAGUACUGUGAUAAGGUGUACAAGAGUGCCAGUAAGCGCAAAGCACACAUCCUGAAGAACCACCCUGGUGCUGAGCUACCUCCAAGCAUCCGGAAGCUGCGUCCUGCAGGCCCAGGAGAGCCGGAUCCCAUGCUGAGCACCCACACCCAGCUCACAGGCACCAUUGCCACCCCUCCAGUCUGCUGUCCUCACUGUUCCAAGCAGUACAGCAGCAAGACCAAGAUGGUCCAGCACAUCCGCAAGAAGCACCCAGAGUUUGCUCAGCUCCCGAACACGAUCCACGCGCCGCUGGCAACGGCUGUCAUCAGCUCCACUCCUGCUGUUCUAUCCACCGACAGCACUACUGGAGAGACGGUUGUGACAACAGAUUUACUGACCCAGGCAAUGACAGAGAUAUCCCAGACCCUCACCACGGACUACCGGACUCCCCAGGGAGAUUACCAGCGGAUCCAGUACAUCCCAGUGUCGCAACCCACAACUGGCUUGCAGCAGCCUCAGCACAUACAGCUGCAGGUUGUGCAAGUGGCCCAGGCUACCUCACCUCACCAGUCCCAGCACUCCACAGUGGACGUUGGGCAGCUUCACGACCCCCAGACCUACACCCAGCAUGCUAUCCAGGUGCAGCACAUCCAGGUCACAGAGCCUUCGGCAGCACCUCAGUCGUCAGCACAGGUUGGGGCUCAGCCUUUGAGUCCCUCCUCACAACAAUCUCAGCAGGAGCUCAGCCCCUCACAGAUGCAGACAGCUACAUCGACACCAACCCAAGCCCUCCAGCAGCAGCAGGGAUCUUCAGUCCAGCACACGUAUCUUCCCAGCACGUGGAACUCGUUUCGGAGCUAUUCAUCUGAGAUCCAGAUGAUGACCAUUCCCCAAGGCCAGUACGUGAUCACAGAGACUGCUGUAGGUACACCAGUCACCACUGUCAACACGGGGCAAGUGAAAGCAGUUACUCAGACUCACUAUGUGAUAUCUGAAGGUCAGCCUGAUCUGGAAGCCAAACAAAACUCUUCGCUCCCCAGUGAGGUCCAGGUCGGCGUUCCCCAGCCCCCAGUCCCCACGGAUACCUUGGAAUCCCAAACAGGCACUCAGCAGCCCACCACCCAGUACAUCAUCACUACAACCACCAAUGGGAGCGGCAGCAGCGAGGUGCACAUCUCUAAACCCAGAACUUUCUCAGCAGAACAUGAAUGAAGAAGCCUUGUGGUGUCUCUUGCUCGUACUUGUCACCUCCCCCCCGAGCCCAGAUCUAUGGGUAUGCUGGGGUUAAAUAUGGUUUAAAGUAUAUGCUCACUUCAGCUAAAAUCUUGGAGCUCUUGUUAACGCUUUAAGAGGGUUCAAGUCCCUGGUGACCAUGAAGAAGUACCCUCAAAAUCCUUCUGGGUUGUUACUUUAUGCAGCUUUUAACAAAAAGGACAAGAGGAGAAGUAAAACUUCUGCUUGCUCUGGACUUGAUUUUGGGCAUGUCUGCUGACCCUUACUUUUCCUUUUUGGAAGUGUCUCCAGUAAACAACUUGUUACUUCAAUUUUAUGGGGAAAAAGCUUCCCUAAUGGAAGGCUAACUGGCUGAUGAUGUAUGUAUGUUUUUACUAGGAGCUGUUAAAGAGGAGGCCAUUGUGUAAAUAGCCAGAAUAGGGCAGAACCGCUUCCAAUGUCCUCGUUUCAGCAGCCAAGGUGAAAGGGAACAUCAUCUGCUCGCUGCGAGCAGACUGCCUGGAGAGAAAGAGCAGCAGCAGCCAAGUGUCCAUGUGAGGGGAUGGAUGUAACUAUGAAGCUGUGAAGAUGUGCCCAAGCAGUCCAUUAAAUUAUUAUUCUCAUUUUUCCAGCCCUCAAGAACUGUUUACAUGCUGCCUGCCCUGCCCUAGUUUACCACCUUCCAAAAGAAGGAAAAGUGCAGUCUUAAACCCGUGUUGUUUGGAGCAAACUGAUGGAGGUUGUAGCAGCACGUAAGGGUAUUACAGAGCCACUGUUAUCUCUUUUUCCCUUCCAGUAUUUGCAGGGAAAAUCACCUUUUUGCCCAGUAAAACAGACAAAAAGGGUUCACCUUAGCCUAUGUAGCAGCUUCUGCUGUAACCUAAAGGUAGCUGUGCCAGGAGAACAUGAGGGUGCAGGAGCACACCUCUGAAGAGGCAGGGUAGUUAUCUCUGUUGUCACCAUUUUUCCCCUUGAAGACUGGAUGGAGAGUUGGUUACUCUAUUUUCUUCCCCCAAAAGCCUUGUUAACAAUGCAGUUAAUUUCUUUGGACAUUUCCGUAAGAUGACCAGCCCUGGACUCGGGAAGCAUACAAGAAACACGCUAGUGGACCACUGUUUAUGGGACACAAAGCCAUCUCUGAGGGUUUCCUGCUUUGGUAGGCCUGGUCUAUGUCCAGAAUUCAUGCCAUGCUUGACCAGGAGAAAGGGAAAGAGCAGGUUUAUCUUUUUAAGGCAGUGUAAUUAUCAUUUUUUUCUUGCAUAAUCCUUUUAUUUGUUGGUUAUUUAAUGCAUUCUGGUAUGUGCAAAAAUAGAACUACAACUCCAUUGACUCCUGAUGGGAUGUACUGUGUCUGUCUAAACUUCCAAUCACUGCCUGAAAACUCACCCCAGAUUGUCUGUGCACAACAGCAUACGUGUAUUUAUAAAACACAAGCAAAGAAGGAUCUUUUGUCUUUAUGGCCUGUGAGACUGAAGAAAUGAGAGAGGUUUUCUGGGUUAGUUUUCUCUGUGCCACAGCGUGUGAAUGUGCAACUCCUUGACCUAAGUACUCCAGAUCUAGAUGAGGAUUACACAGGUGGGCAAGCUCCACAGAUGUUGUGGGAUCAGCCCUGAUGGAGUUAAAGCUCUUUGGGAGCUUCACACUUGGACUGGACAAGAGGAAGUCUGGUUUCUUCUGGGCGAAGCCUUGUAGCAGGUAUUGCUUUUGGUACUUAACACAUCUGUUAAUAUGGUGUGGAAGGAGUGACUGUGCGUGAGGAGAUAAAUCCCAUGGAGAACACUG